AUGCCCCUCAUCGACACCCGCCCACAAAACACCGUACCAACCCUUCGCUACCACCCCAACCACCUCCCAUAUCCGAAAAGCAACAAGACAAGAUCUCCGGCACAACCGAGAACAAAACGAAGAGGCAAACAGAACACCACUAACCGCCCCCCCCACCCCUCCAAUCUCCACACCCCUCCUUUGUCAUCCUACCUGCAUUAUCACCACGCCCACACCACAACCUCAACACCCGCAGCUGCCCUCUCCCGAUCCUCCCCAUCCAUCUGCCUUCUCGCCACCCCCUCUACCACUUACACCCCCCCCGCCCCGCCACUCUCUCCUCCCCCACUCCUCAACCCCUCCCGGCGCUCCACCGACCACCUCAGACACCCAAAUCAUCCCACCCACAAUUCGUCUCAGUCUCAGCGUCUCAGUCUCAGCGUCUCAGUCUCAGCGUCUCAGUAUCUGCGUCUCAGUCUCAACGUCUCAGUCUCAGCGUCUCAGUAUCUGCGUCUCAGUCUCAGCAUCUCAGUCUCAGCGUCUCAGUAUCUGCGUCUCAGUAUCAGCGUCUCAGUCUCAGCGUCUCAGUAUCUGCGUCUCAGUCUCAGCGUCUCAGUCUCAGCGUCUCAGUAUCUGCGUCUCAGUCUCAGCGUCUCAGUAUCAGCGUCUCAGUAUCAGCGCCUCAGUCUCAGCGUCUCAGUAACAGCGUCUCAGUCUCAGCGUCUCAGUCCCACAGUCUCAGUAUCUGGGUCUCAGUCUCAGCGUCUCAGUCUCAGCGUCUCAGUAUCAGCGUCUCAGUAUCUGCGUCUCAGUAUCUGCGUCUCAGUCUCAGCGUCUCAGUCUCAGCGUCUCAGUAUCUGCGUCUCAGUCUCAGCAUCUCAGUAUCAGCGUCUCAGUCUCAGCGUCUCAGUCUCAGCAUCUCAGUCUCAGCAUCUCAGUCUCAGCGUCUCAGUAUCUGCGUCUCAGUCUCAGCGUCUCAGUCUCAGCGUCUCAGUAUCAGCGUCUCAGUCUCAGCAUCUCAGUAUCAGCGUCUCAGUCUCAGCGUCUCAGUAUCUGCGUCUCAGUCUCACCGUCUCAGUAUCUGCGUCUCAGUCUCAGCGUCUCAGUCUCAGCGUCUCAUAUCUGGGUCUCAGUCUCAGCGUCUCAGUCUCAGCGUCUCAGUAUCUGCGUCUCAGUCUCUGCGUCUCAGUAUCAGCGUCUCAGUAUCAGCGUCUCAGUAUCAGCGUCUCAGUAUCUGCGUCUCAGUCUCAGCGUCUCAGUAACAGCGUCUCAGCGUCUCAGUCUCACCGUCUCAGUAUCUGGGUCUCAGUCUCAGCGUCUCAGUCUCAGCGUCUCAGUCUCAGCGUCUCAGUCUCAGCGUCUCAGUCUCUGCGUCUCAGUAUCUGCGUCUCAGUCUCAGCAUCUCAGUCUCAGCAUCUCAGUCUCAGCGUCUCAGUAUCUGCGUCUCAGUCUCAGCGUCUCAGUCUCAGCGUCUCAGUAUCUGCGUCUCAGUCUCAGCGUCUCAGUAUCAGCGUCUCAGUAUCAGCGCCUCAGUCUCAGCGUCUCAGUAACAGCGUCUCAGUCUCAGCGUCUCAGUCCCACAGUCUCAGUAUCUGGGUCUCAGUCUCAGCGUCUCAGUCUCAGCGUCUCAGUAUCAGCGUCUCAGUAUCUGCGUCUCAGUAUCUGCGUCUCAGUCUCAGCGUCUCAGUCUCAGCGUCUCAGUAUCUGCGUCUCAGUCUCAGCGUCUCAGUAUCAGCGUCUCAGUAUCAGCGUCUCAGUCUCAGCGUCUCAGUAUCUGCGUCUCAGUCUCAGCGUCUCAGUAACAGCGUCUCAGUCUCAGCGUCUCAGUCUCACCGUCUCAGUAUCUGGGUCUCAGUCUCAGCGUCUCAGUCUCAGCGUCUCAGUAUCUGCGUCUCAGUCUCUGCGUCUCAGUAUCAGCGUCUCAGUAUCAGCGUCUCAGUAUCAGCGUCUCAGUAUCUGCGUCUCAGUCUCAGCGUCUCAGUAACAGCGUCUCAGCGUCUCAGUCUCACCGUCUCAGUAUCUGGGUCUCAGUCUCAGCGUCUCAGUCUCAGCGUCUCAGUAUCUGGGUCUCAGUCUCAGCGUCUCAGUCUCAGCGUCUCAGUCUCAGCAUCUCAGUCUCAGCAUCUCAGUCUCAGCGUCUCAGUAUCUGCGUCUCAGUCUCAGCGUCUCAGUCUCAGCGUCUCAGUAUCAGCGUCUCAGUCUCAGCGUCUCAGUAUCUGCGUCUCAGUCUCAGCGUCUCAGUCUCAGCGUCUCAGUCUCAGCGUCUCAGUCUCAGUAUCUGCGUCUCAGUCUCAGCGUCUCAGUCUCAGCGUCUCAGUCUCAGCGUUUCAGUAUCUGCGUCUCAGUCUCAGCGUCUCAGUCUCAGCGUCUCAAUCUCAGCGUCUCAGUCUCUGCGUCUCAGUAUCUGCGUCUCAGUCUCAGCGUCUCAGCGUCUCAGUCUCAGCGUCUCAGUCUCAGCGUCUCAGUCUCAGCGUCUCAGUCUCAGCGUCUCAGUCUCAGCGUCUCAGUCUCUGCGUCUCAGCGUCUCAGUCUCUGCGUCUCAGUAUCAGCGUCUCAGUAUCUUCUUCUCAGUAUCUGCGUCUCAGUAGCUGCGUCUCAGUAUCUGCGUCUCAGUCUCAGCGUCUCAGUCUCUGCGUCUCAGUAUCUGCGUCUCAGUCUCAGCGUCUCAGUCUCAGCGUCUCAGUCUCAGCGUCUCAGUCUCAGCGUCUCAGUCUCAGCGUCUCAGUCUCAGCGUCUCAGUCUCUGCGUCUCAGCGUCUCAGUCUCAGCGUCUCAGUCUCAGCGUCUCAGUAUCUGCGUCUCAGUCUCAGCGUCUCAGUAUCAGCGUCUCAGUCUCAGCGUCUCAGUAACAGCGUCUCAGCGUCUCAGUCUCACCGUCUCAGUAUCUGGGUCUCAGUCUCAGCGUCUCAGUCUCUGCGUCUCAGUCUCAGCGUCUCAGUCUCAGCGUCUCAGUCUCAGCGUCUCAGUCUCAGCGUCUCAGUCUCAGCGUCUCAGUCUCAGCGUCUCAGUCUCUGCGUCUCAGUCUCAGCGUCUCAGUCUCAGCGUCUCAGUAUCUGCGUCUCAGUCUCAGCGUCUCAGUCUCAGCGUCUCAGUCUCAGCGUCUCAGUCUCAGCGUCUCAGUCUCAGCGUCUCAGUCUCAGCGUCUCAGUCUCUGCGUCUCAGCGUCUCACGUCUCAGUAGCUGCGUCUCAGUAUCUGCGUCUCACUAUCAGCGUCUCAGUAGCUGCGUCUCAGUAUCUGCGUCUCAGUCUCAGCGUCUCAGUAGCUGCGUCUCAGUAUCUGCGUCUCAGUCUCAGCGUCUCAGUCUCAGCGUCUCAGUCUCAGCGUCUCAGUAUCUGCGUCUCAGUCUCAGCGUCUCAGUAUCAGCGUCUCAGUAUCAGCGUCUCAGUCUCAGCGUCUCAGUCUCAGCAUCUCAGUCUCAGCGUCUCAGUCUCAGCGUCUCAGUAUCAGCGUCUCAGUAUCAGCGUCUCAGUCUCAGCAUCUCAGUCUCAGCGUCUCAGUCUCAGCGUCUCAGUCUCAGCGUCUCAGUCUCUCAGUAUCAGCGUCUCCACACCGCGCCCGGAGCCAGGCACUUCCUCUUUAAGACAGGCACCGGCACCACCCCUCUCUUCUCCACGGCCACGCCCGGAUACACCAUGGCAACCGGCUCCGUCUACUCACCGCCCACUAGACCCCUGCCCCGCAACACGCUGUCCCGCUCGGCCUUCAAGUUCAAGAAGUCCUCGAAGUACUGCUCCUGGAGGUGCACAGCCCUGAGUGCGGUGGGCCUGUCAGUCCUGCUGUCGGUGCUGCUGUGUUACUGCAUAGCCAUGCACCUCUUCGGCCUCAACUGGCAGCUGCAGGAGAGCGAGAGCUACGGCGCCUUCGAGAACGGCGGCGGGACUGCGCGCGACACCACUCCCAACACUAUCAUGGUGUCCACAGACAAUGGAAAAAUGUAUCUGGUAGAAAACAACACCAUCGACACGGGGGAAGUGGACGUGGGAAGACGAGCCAUACAAGAAGUCCCUCCAGGGGUCUUCUGGAGGUCCCAGCUCUACGUGGACCAGCCCCAGUUCCUCAAAUUCAACAUUUCGGUUCAGAGAGACGCUCUGGUGGGAGUUUACGGACGCAAAGGCCUUCCUCCAUCUCACACACAGGUACCACACCAACAGCUAUAG
Molecule: messenger RNA, 4137 nt
Organism: Knipowitschia caucasica
Lineage: Eukaryota; Metazoa; Chordata; Actinopteri; Gobiiformes; Gobiidae
Source: the annotation of a GenBank genome assembly